GGUCAUUAUCAUUGAUCUUUCCAAGUGUUGCCAGAAUGAUAAUUCAAGUAAUUGUAAAUAUCGACAUUGAUGAAAAUUGCCACCUCCCUAAAAGAAAAUGAGAAAACAAAGGAAGAAAGAAAAAGAAAUAUUGACAAAAAGCUCAAUCAAAUCUUUUCUGGGCCGGAGGCUCGUGCUAGAGUCGGUCGGUUGUACCUGUCUCUAACAAUGGCGUCUAAGGCCUGCUGCUUGGACUCGAAUCUUAAUUUCUCCUCUGUGCUGUCACUCUAGCAUUAUUGCAGCAGUUAAAGUGAGAUGCACCAAUGGCCGCUUACGUCAAUGGUUGAGAGUUCCAAUUUCCAAGUGAGGUGUGAAAACAUCUCCGAGAUCAAAAUACUAACCUUUGCCUGUUUUAAGCUUUUCUCGUACCCUUCAGCUAGGAAGCUUUUCCUUUCGAACCCCCUUUUUCAUUGGUCUUGCUCAGAAGUUUGAGAGACACAGAGAGAAUGGCAAAGUUACCGGCGCUGAGCCAUCUUUGUUUCACAUUCUUUCUCUAUAUUUUCGCAACGUUCAUGACGAUUCCGGUCAUGAUAGAUGUCACCAUGUCUGCACUUUGUCCUGGAAAAAUUGAAUGCUACCUGGCAAUUUAUCUCACGGGAUUUCAACAAGCGAUCAUUGGGCUGGGAUCUCUUGUGAUGAUGCCCCUCGUUGGUAAUCUGUCCGACAAGUAUGGAAGGAAGGCUUUGCUUACAGUCCCCAUGACUCUCACCAUAAUUCCUUUAGCCAUAUUGGCUUACAGCAGAACGAGGAGCUUCUUUUAUGCGUACUACGUGCUCAAGAUUCUGACGGCCAUGUUCUGUGAAGGAACCGUACACUGCCUGUCUCUUGCUUAUGUGGCAGACAAUGUUCCGGAAGGGCGACGAGUAUCAACUUUUGGAAUCCUUUCCGGCAUCGGCUCUUGUGCAUUCGUCUGCGGAACUCUGUCUACCCGUUUUCUCUCAACUGCCUCCACUUUCCAGGUUGCGACGGCAAUGGCGAUGCUUUCAGCGGUUUACAUGAGGAUUUUCCUCCCGGAUUCGAUCAUAAAUGAUAAUCUUUCUGCCCCAAUACUCUCGCAAGGAAAACUUGAUGGUAUUGUUAAUCCGGAUGAGGAGUCAGACAAGAAAAUGCAGAUGUUCAAAACCAUGCCUUCAAUAGAAGAUAUGCUUGCCUUGUUGAAGAGCAGUUUGACAUUUUCGCAAGCGGCAAUUGUUUCAUUUUUCAGCAAUCUUUCUGAUGUGGGCCUCCAUGCUUCAUUGUUGUACUAUUUAAAGGCCAGGUUUCACUUCAACAAAGAUCAGUUUGCUGACUUAAUGGUCAUUACUGGAGUUGCAGGGACCAUAUCCCAGCUGCUUCUCAUGCCCGUAUUAGCUCCCGCUCUCGGAGAGGAGAGAUUGCUGGCAAUAGGCCUUUUUUUCAGCUGUGCACAUAUGUUCUUCUAUAGCAUUGCAUGGUCCGUCUGGGUACCUUAUGCAGCAGCUGUGUUCUCCUUAUUCUAUGUUUUUUCACAGCCAUGUAUACGGAGCAUUGUAUCUAAACAAGUUGGGCCCUGUGAGCAGGGAAAGGCUCAAGGGUUCAUUUCAGGCAUAGGUUCCUUUGCCAAUGUUGCAUCUCCCUUGAUUUUCUCUCCUCUAACAGCUUUGUUCCUGUCUGAAGGAGCACCAUUUUAUUUCCCUGGUUUCAGUAUUAUGUGCGUUGGGUUUGCCUCGAUGAUAGCCUUCUUCCAGAGUCUCAUGAUAAGGGCCGUUCCUCCAAUUUCAAGUCAAAGAGUUGGCAACUACAACUGCAUGGAAGCCUAGCAAGGGAUGAGUAUGUUCCAAACUCUGAAUCAUUCCUUACUGGAGGUUAUUAUUACCCGCAAAAAUUUUCAACAAUUCGUGCAUACAUAUUAGUGUAACGACUAGAAAUGUUGGAAGUAGAACUUCUCAAGUUGAAAUGGUGCUUUAUAGCUGUACAAGCUGUAGCUUUCAAACCAUUUGACUUGGUAUAGAUAUAGAGCCUGCUCGGUGCUGCAGAAAGGAGCCUUAUUUCAGUUGCCUCUGCAAGAGACACACUGAAUGCUGGUUACCUAGAUCUAAAAGCACAUCAAUUAUUAUUCUUUUUUCCUUUUUUGGGGUGUGGCUCAUUUACUAUGAUAGUGUUACUGCUUUAUAUCAUUAAAGUCGGGAAUAUCCCCUGAACUUUGUAUUAUAGUCAGUUUCCAUUAGUGGAGAGAGACAAGGCAGGUUGCUUGCCAUGUAAUGAAAGCCUCCUUCAGAAGAAAUGCAAGAGUUGGGAGCAUAUGCAAAUAUAA
Molecule: messenger RNA, 2311 nt
Organism: Theobroma cacao (cacao)
Lineage: Eukaryota; Viridiplantae; Streptophyta; Magnoliopsida; Malvales; Malvaceae
Product: Major facilitator superfamily protein
Biological process (GO): transmembrane transport
Molecular function (GO): transmembrane transporter activity
Source: RefSeq, a predicted model, not a curated record